GGGGCUACGAGGUCAGGUCUACGUUGCGUGAGAAAAAAAACUCAUCCUGGCCGACUACAUCAUUUCCUUCUCAGUAUUCUAUCUACUUCGUAAUCAAUGUUAUACCAGAACCGAAUCGAAUAAUUCUUUCUCUUUGUCCGUCUUAUUUACUUCCAUCUCUGUCCUUUACUAAUUUUCCAAAGCCGAUCGCUGGCCUCAUUAACCUUCGUUUAUCUUAUCAAGCCUCGGUGGUUCACACAUUCCCACCGGUUCCGCGAUCAGCAGUGUGCGCCCUCUUUUUCCCGUGCUGCACCCCAGCCUUUCACUCUAGCUCAGCUGCGCUGGCAAAGUCAAAACCAGCCUUCAUUUUCAGCUCUCGAAUUUCCACCCAUUUGCAAUUGACAGUCUUUUAUCGUUUCUUUUUGUUUACUUCGUAUUUCUCUCCUUUUUAUUUGGUGAUCUAUUCCCCUCUUUUCCCUGCUUGUUCUUAUUUUUAUAUACCAUCAUAUUUUGUAUUUGUUUACUGCUUUUAAUAAUUCUUCGACGGUUUCUGUUAGAGUCUUUUUUGAAAGACAGCUUACUGGCAGCUGCCGCUUUCCCCGAUCACUUUCUUGUUGCGUCAUCCCAACCAACGAAUCCGAGAUCAAACUUCCAGCCCAGCCUCCUUCCUGCAGCUGCGCGAGGAACUAAAAUCACGACCACUGCCAGGGGUUACUGGUGCCUGCUGACAGGAAUUCACUUUAUUCGUUCUCGUUUUACUUUUAUACCCCGACUUGAUCUGAUCAGAUCUAAUCUUUAACUGCCGCGACAAAGACCAACGUUCAUUAAUCAACCUCGACUUUUACCAUCAUUCACAAUCAGUCAAUCAACAGAUAACCAAAUCACUCUCUUUUCGGCAAUCCGCGCGCAUCCUCGGCCAAUAGCGCAUGGUUGAUAGACAAUACUGCUACCUGCAAUCACUAACUCAGCCACAGCCGACAGAUCGAGUAUUGUACAGCCGGAGCAGCCGGGUUACACUCUUGUCUCUUUCUACCCGGAGUAACUGUAUACUUGUAUACCUUUACUAUACCGUUCACCAACAGGCAUCCUCAACCUUCAAACAAGAUGUUCCACUCACAGGGUCAAAUGGCCAACCCGCUCGGGUUGAUGUCCCUGAAGCGGGGUAGGGAUGAUGAAGCCACGGAAAGCUGCCAAAUUGGCUUCACUGAGCACCGUAAUAAGCGCUUUCAGACCCUUCCACUACGCACUGCCUCGCGACCAAACUUCGACCCAGAUACCACCUUCUCAUCUCCCGAAUCUUUAGCCGUCAAGCCACACAACUUCGAGUCCGAAAAUGGCAGUGCGUUUCUCGGAAGCUGCUACGCUCAGCAGGCAGCCUACGCUCAGCAGCAACAGGAACAGGCCCAGCCUAGCUUCUCGCCCUGGUCAUCCACCUCGAGCAGCGCCGUGGGUCAAGAAUACUCGCAUGGCGGCAACGCGGAUAUGGACAUGAUGAUGGAUAGUGACUGUGGCGGAGACAACCAGAACGGACGGAUGCCGACACCCAUACUACCCAGCUUCGCAGCGCAGGUCAAAGGUAGCAACUGGGGUGCCGCUGGUGGCAACGGUUUUCAGAGCCAAGCUUACGACCGAGCAGAUGGAUUCUCUUCAUCCCCAGUCAUGUCGCCUACCGCAGUCCGUGACCGUACAGUUCCUAGGUCUCUCGAACACUCGUCCGCCACCAUGGCCGACUGGAACCUGGUGCAAAACCGUCCCUUACCAUCGCCGAUCAGCGAAAGCGGUGGUGAGGAGAUGAGCAGCCCCAACAUGGUGCUGGACUGCCAAGGAAGCUUUCCCUACAUGGCGCAGCGUUCUUCCUCAGCAACGGAGUUGCCAAUGUACCUCCGGAGCGAUAGCCCUACCGCGCCUUCAUCACCUCCUCAGGAGCACCCCAACCUGCAUCAAUAUCAGCAGGUACACCAGCAACGCGAGGGCAGUCCGUCGCCGUCUAAGAAGGGCCACACCCGCUCUCGUCACACCGUCAACAACUGGACGCUGCAUGGGGGCAUGAAGAAGUCGUUCAGUAUAGGAUACCGGGCGGACUGCGAGAAAUGCCGUCUCAAGGUCCCAGGUCAUUUCAACCACAUCAUCGUCUCUUAGAAGGGACAAGAUUAUCAUUAUGGAGAUCCGGAGCUCAUUGCUCAACUGCCGGAAAAAUAUUUGAUUGAGCAUCAGGCUCUGAAGCAGAAGAGACUAAGGAGACAAAAAGAACAACAUAAAAUGCGAGCGCUCGCUGAUUUGAGUGGGAACGAGGUCCGUCAGGUGACAGAUUGGAUUACCAACAAUUGGAAGCGUCGUGAAGGACGCGAGGAGGCGUGGUCAAAAGCGACAUGCGAGGAUGUCCACAAGAGGCCAUGUCAACGGCCCUGGCCAAAUUCGAACUAUAUCUUCUCGAGCGAUAGAUACCAAACGAACAGGCUUCGGCAGGCACCGGACCAGUCCCCGCCUGCUCCAUAUGCCGUCAGAGGUAUCUUGGACCUCAACACUGAUGCCGAUAACCUUGCAUCCAUGUUCUCGCGCAUAGAUCUGGGCAAGUGAUCCGUCGUGCAACACCCAAUCAUUACUUUCUUUGUCAAAAAUGUUUUCCUAUGUACAUGGGGGUUUUGGGUCCUUUUUUUGGAGUCGGGGUUAUACCAGUCAUUCUUUUAUAUCAUUUUCCUACCCGGUACCCCAUGAGAGAGUCCGUGGUUAGAGGACUCAACAAGGCGUUUGGUGUUUUCAUGGAGGCUAGAACCCAUCACUACUCUUUUCAUUUACUGAGCGUCAGACUGGUACUGGAAGCGGCUAUGUUUGCCGUUCUCCACCUCAUACAGACACAAGAUCUGGUUUAUAGUUACAUUAUUAUAUACUAUUCACCUAGGAAUAGUGAAAGCGAAACAUAAACAAAUUACCAA
Messenger RNA from Pyricularia oryzae 70-15, 2912 nucleotides. RefSeq lists its product as uncharacterized. Bases 1084 to 2118 code for a protein of 344 amino acids. The record is from RefSeq and is a predicted model, not a curated record. The transcript is spliced from 2 exons. Lineage: Eukaryota; Fungi; Ascomycota; Sordariomycetes; Magnaporthales; Pyriculariaceae.